Molecule: messenger RNA, 1550 nt
Organism: Diabrotica virgifera virgifera (western corn rootworm)
Lineage: Eukaryota; Metazoa; Arthropoda; Insecta; Coleoptera; Chrysomelidae
Product: protein Mpv17
Exons: 2
Coding region: 100-744 (214 amino acids)
Cellular component (GO): cytoplasm; membrane
Source: RefSeq, a predicted model, not a curated record
ACUAUUUGUUGCAUUUUUGUAGUGUUAGUUUAAAUAUACCUACCUCAAAAAUGGCUUAAUUCGUUUAUCAUUCAUUUCAUUAAGUUUAAAAGCAGUGACAUGAAUUAUAGCACUAGGAAAGCGUUGUAUAGAGUCAUCUUAGUGUUUAAACAUCCAGUUAAAUCCUAUAAAAAAGUGUUGAAGACAUACCCAGUGUUGGUGCAAUCAUUACAGACGGGUAUUUUGUAUGGAUGUAGUGACGUGUUAGCACAACACUUUGUUGAGAGAGUGCCUUUGAGUGAUAUCGACACGAGGAGAUCCCUUAUUUUUUCAACGGUUGGAAUAAUCUAUACAGGCCCCAUUGUAACAUUAUGGUAUAGAUUUCUUUCCAGAAAGAUUGGAACAACAGGCAAUAUAGUAACUAUUAAGAAAGUAAUCAUCGAUCAAUUUGGUUUCGUACCAUUCUUCCAUUUAGGCUUGCUAACCACACUUAACACGUUGCAUGGCCAGAACAUUGAAGAUCUUAGAGAUCAAUUGAGAUUAAAAUAUUUCGAUAUACUUUUUGCAAGCGUUAGAUUAUGGCCCAUGGUACAAUUGAUUAAUUUUAGGUUUACACCUUUGAACUAUCAAGUUUUGGUGAGCCAAAGUGUUGCUUUAUUUUGGAAUGUUUACGUAUCUUGGAAAACUCAACAAGGCGUUACAGAGAACAAAAGUGGUAGUCAUAAGGACAUAGUCAAAUGUCCUUUAAUAUCAAAAGCUGUUUAAAAGUUCAAAGUUUAUAGACCUGGAUCAAGCGUACCAAAAAAAGGUGAUUAAUAGAAAGCUAAAAAUUUGUUAAUAGCUUAACGGUGUCUAGUCGGACAAACUGUGAUGUACGGGAACACUGGAACAGGGGAAGCUUUAAUUGUGGAACAGGUUAAAAAUUUGGAACGUCAGACUACGAAAACGUCCCAUGUAUUUUGUCGGACGACAGAACUUCCAAUUGAUUUGUUUUACCCUUUCAUUAAAUUCUUGUGUAAAAAACAGACUGGUAUUUACCAACAACAUAAUUCCUGUCAUUUGUCAUGUUCUACGUGUCGGACUUAUGGAAAAUGCCCAAUAAAUUUGUCAAACAAACAUUUUUUCACAUAUUAUAAUAUAAAGUUUGCUAUUCAAUAAACUUAAAAACAACCUGCUAAUUUUCACAAUCAUAAACUUUGUCACUUUCCAAAAUUAAAAUCACGUUCCACAAUUAAAACUUCCCCUAUUUCAGUUUUCCCCUACAUCAAGUUUGUGCGACUAAUUACCAAUUUUCAGCUUGCUAUUAACCAACUUUUUUUUGGUACGCGAUAUCAAGGCCUAUUAGAAAAAAUCAAACCUCAUAAGAUGCACAAUAAUGUAUAAAACAAAAUUUCUAUUUUUUAAUAUUUUAAAUAUUUAAACCAUAAACCGCACCAGUAUUCAUCUUUAGGUUGUUUAAUAAAGUUUUAAAUAUUUAUUAGAUAUAUUAUAUUUAAAUUAUUAUGGUUUACACGUGAUUUUAAUUAAUUUUCUGUUAACAUACUAAGUUAAGAAAUAUUUAUUAUUUUCUA